GGACAUUAAGAAAUCAAGUUCGGAAUUGUAUUUGAUAUAAAAAACUGUAACUUUUUCAAUAGUUAGAAGCGUUUCUGCUUCUGAUAUUAUUGCAUAUUCUUUAUCAUUGGAUCUUAAAUACAAAUAUAUAUUUAAAGUUGGAAUUUCAAUAGCGAUUUUGCUUAAGUAAGUUAUCUGAGUGAUAAUACGUGUAAUUAUCUUGAAGAAACAACUUUGAAACGUAACAGUUAAAUUUUAAGAAAGUACUUUUUAGUUGAUUUAAUAUUAAUUCAGUGGUUUAUAAAAUAUUUCAUUGGUAAUGUAGGGGAGAAAAGUCGGAAAAUGUUUUAAAGUUAAUCACUUGACCGGAGUACUUUAUUUUUUAGAUUAAAAAUGCCGCUUCGUCUUUCUCGUCUAAUGCUAUUCAUGAAACAGCUUAGGCAAUGGAAUGGAUUAAGAAAAUAUUAUACAAUCAACUCUUCAUUUGAAAAGGGUCAUACCCAUGUAAAAUUGGUGACGGAUUAUGAAAGAUUAAUGGAAGAUGAAAUGAAACGGUUGAGCCCUCUACAACCGGAUUAUGACUGGGAUUACUUACUAAAUAGAGACAAUAGAGAUCAAAUAUACUUUAAUAUACAAAAUCGAAAGGGUAAAGGAGAUAUUGACCUUCUGUUAAAAUUAGAUAAAACUCUUAAGUCUGGAACAGAUGAUUUAGACGAUUUCCUUCAUUACGACGAAGAAAAGGAGAAUAUUAAAGAGCGAUUGUGGGCAGUUGCGGACAGUAUCCCAAACAAAACACAUCCUUCAGUUCCCAUUGGAGACGAAAAUAAAGCUGUUUGCUUAAGAACGUUUGGAGAAAAGAAAAAAUUUGGAUUUCAACCUAAAACUGUCGUCGAACUGGGCGAAAGAAUGAAUUUAUUAAGAACAAGAAAUUUAACGCCAUCAAGCUGUUCGAGAGCCUAUUACUUUAUGGGGGAUUUGGCUUUACUAGAGGAGGCUAUUGUCAACUAUUCACUAGAUAUUCUUUUAAAACACGGAUUUUCCUAUGUCACUGUUCCGAAUCUGGUCCACCCAAAUUUUAUUCGUGGUUGUGGAUUCCAAACGGAUUCUGAAAGAACCCAAAUUUAUAAAUUGAAUAAGACGUACGGAGAUAUUUGUCUUGCAGGAACUUCGGAAAUUCCUUUAGCUUCUCUAUUUAACAAUAGUAUGCUUCAUAUUGAGGAAUUACCAAGAAAAUUAGCAACUGUUAGCCGGUGUUAUAGAGCUGAAGUUUCGGAUGUUGAAAGAGAAAGGGGAAUAUAUAGAGUUCAUCAAUUCACAAAAGUUGAAAUGUUCUCACUAACAGCCCAGGAAACUGGUGAAGAAAGUUCUGAGAUGCUUGAGUCCCUAUCUAAUAUCCAAGCGGAAAUUUUCAAAGGAGUAGGGUUACAUUUUAAAGUCUUAGACAUGCCAACCUUGGAGUUAGGACUACCUGCCUAUAGAAAAUUUGAUGUCGAAGCGUGGAUGCCUUCCAAAGAAUUUUAUGGAGAAGUUUCCAGUGCAUCGAAUUGCACUGAUUUCCAAAGUCGUAGACUAAAUAUCAAAUAUUGGAACCCAAAUUUGGAGCAGAAAUUCGUUCAUUCUCUUAAUGGAACCGCAUGCGCUCUUCCCAGGAUGAUAAUGGCCAUUAUGGAAAAUUAUCAGAAUGAAGAUGGUACAGUAACUAUACCACAAGUAUUAAGACAAUAUAUGGAUAACAAAAAAUUAUUAGAGAGACCUAAAAAACCUUUAAGGUACAGAUGGCAAAGAACUCUACAUUAA
This is a messenger RNA of Dimorphilus gyrociliatus, 1776 nucleotides long. The record is from the annotation of a GenBank genome assembly. Lineage: Eukaryota; Metazoa; Annelida; Polychaeta; Dinophilidae.